Molecule: messenger RNA, 1545 nt
Organism: Pleurotus ostreatus (oyster mushroom)
Lineage: Eukaryota; Fungi; Basidiomycota; Agaricomycetes; Agaricales; Pleurotaceae
Product: GABA-specific high-affinity permease
Exons: 16
Coding region: 1-1545 (514 amino acids)
Biological process (GO): transmembrane transport
Cellular component (GO): membrane
Molecular function (GO): transmembrane transporter activity
Source: RefSeq, a predicted model, not a curated record
AUGCGUAUACGCCAGCAACUUGAAGACAUCGCCGACAGCGAUGUACGAGAUGCAGCACUCCUGGCGAAUCUGGGCUACAAACAGGAGUUCACUCGUGAUUUCACGCCGUUCGAGGUUUUCGGAUUGGGGUUCAGUAUUAUCGGUGUUGUGCCUUCCGUGACCUCCGUUCUACCAUAUUCGCUUCCCUACGGUGGUACAGUAGCCAUGGUCUGGGGUUGGGCAAUUUGUUCUAUCUUCCUGAUGUUCAUAGCGUUGGCCGUCGCUGAGCUCGGAUCCUCUGCUCCAACGUCCGGCGGACUCUAUUACUGGACGUUCCACUUUUCCUCUCCAAGGCAUCGCAAAUUGUUAUCAUGGAUCGUCGGUUACACGAAUACCAUUGCCUACAUUAGCGCUGCCGCAGCAGUAGAUUGGGGUUGUAGUGUACAGAUAAUGGCAGCGGUGACUAUGGGGUCAGACUUGCGCUUUGUUCCGUCUCCUGCCCAGAUUUACGGCGUCUACUGUGCUUUGCUUGUAUGCCAUGCUGUGGUGGCUAGCAGGGCGACAAAGACAAUUGCACGCCUACAAUCAGUUUAUAUCCUGGUCAACAUCGCCCUAUGUUUGGCUAUAAUCAUCGGCCUCCCCGCUGCCACACCGCCAGAAUUCAGAAACACAGCAAAAUAUGCCUUCGGUCAUUCUGAAAACAUGACCUCUUGGCCAAAUGGGUUCGCCUUCAUUCUUAGCUUCUUAGCUCCAUUGUGGGUAGUGGGUGGUUUCGACUCAAGUGUUCACAUCAGCGAGGAAGUACGUAACGCAAAUAUUGCCAUUCCAUGGGCCAUACUUUGUGCCGCUGGAUUGGGGAGUGUCCUUGGUUGGGCGAUGAUUGUAGCUUUGGCUUUCUCAAUGGGAACGGACUUGCCUAGUAUACUAGGAAGCCCCAUUGGCCAGCCCGUUGCCACAAUCUUCUACAACAGCUUUGGCAGGCGUGGGACGCUGUCCUUGUGGUCCUUCAUCAUCCUUGUUCAGUUCAUGAUGGGAACGAGUAUCCUCACCGCCGCUUCUCGCCAAGUAUUCGCCUUCUCACGAGAUGGAGCACUGCCCUUCGCGCGCUUCUUGUAUCACAUCGACAAACGUACCAAUACACCUGUCAACUGUGUGUGGGCCUCUGCGUUUUCCGCCGGACUGUUGGCAUUGAUAUGUCUGGCCGGCCCCGCUGCAAGUGGGGCAAUCUUUACCCUCGGUGUGGUAUGCCAGUAUACAUCACUAUCAAUUCCGAUAGCAGCACGGCACCUCGGAGGGAAAGAGUUUACACCGGGGCCGUUCCAUCUAGGCAAAUGCGGAAAACCUGUCGCUGCUGUGGCAGUCACCUGGAUGACGUUCAUGGCAAUCGUUCUUUUGUUCCCCUCCGUCCCCGAGGUCGAUACGCAAACAAUGAAUUACACCGUAAUUGUUCUCGGAGGCGUACUGAUGCUUUCGCUGGCUUAUUACUACUUCCCGGUUCACGGGGGAGCCUACUGGUUCGCGGGGCCGGUUUCAACAGUUGCUCGCAUGGAAUGUGUGGCGCAGUAA